AUGGUCGGAAAGAACAACACCCAAGACUUAGAGAAAGAGAUUGCCGAUCUCGAGUAUCGUUUGCGCGACGCCCAGACCCGCCUCGCAUUAGUCUGUCCCCAGGACGACAAGGGGUUGUCCUCAGCAGUGUCCAAUGUAGACAUUCCAUGCCCUCCACCCAACCAUGCGUUGUUUCUACUGUCAGACUCUGCCCUCCCACUGGGCUCGUUUGCGUACUCUAGCGGUCUGGAAUCGUACUUGUCCCACCACAAGCCUCUACCUCGCUCGGUGACCACAAUCGCCUCCUUCCACCGCUUUCUCAAACUCUCUAUCGCAUCGAUCGCAAGCACUUCCCUGCCGUAUGUCCUUGCAGCGUAUAGAAACCCCGAGGAUCUCGAGACGCUGGACAACGACCUAGAUGCAUCGACACCCUGUAUCGUGGCGCAACGGGCGAGUAUCGCUCAAGGAAGGGCAUUGCUUGGCGUUUGGGAACGGGCUUUCCGAACCUUCUAUGCCUCGGCAUCCUCCAGGGGACCGGCUGCCGUGACGGCUGUGAAAGCCAUCGAGGAUUUCUCCGAUGCGCUCAAGUCUUUUAUUGGCAAUGUGGACGAACUGGGGCCGAAGGGCCAUCUUGCACCGCUGUGGGGCAUUGUAUGCCUGGCUAUGGGUGUGGAUCUCCAGCAGACGGCGUAUAUCUUCGUGUUGAACCAUGCGAAGGCUAUCCUCAGUGCUGCAGUUCGUGCCUCUGUGAUGGGACCUUAUCAGGCUCAAAGUGUCCUGGCCAGCAAGGCCUUGCAAGACAUGAUUACCCAACGUAUAGACCGAGAAUGGCACACGGCAGUCGAAGAUGCCGGCCAGGUUGUUCCCCCACUUGACCUCUGGGUAGGUCGACAUGAGCUUCUCUAUAGCAGAAUAUUCAAUUCAUGA
Aspergillus clavatus NRRL 1 is the source of this 906-nucleotide messenger RNA. RefSeq names its product urease accessory protein UreF. The transcript is spliced from 2 exons. Bases 1 to 906 code for a protein of 301 amino acids. Gene Ontology annotation, molecular function: nickel cation binding. The record is from RefSeq and is a predicted model, not a curated record. Lineage: Eukaryota; Fungi; Ascomycota; Eurotiomycetes; Eurotiales; Aspergillaceae.